Molecule: messenger RNA, 1878 nt
Organism: Protobothrops mucrosquamatus (brown spotted pit viper)
Lineage: Eukaryota; Metazoa; Chordata; Lepidosauria; Squamata; Viperidae
Gene: KLHL28
Product: kelch like family member 28
Exons: 4
Coding region: 1-1716 (571 amino acids)
Molecular function (GO): protein binding
Source: RefSeq, a predicted model, not a curated record
AUGGACCAGUCAUCUCCAACCUAUAUGAUUGCUAAUUUAAUACCCCUGCAUUCAGAGCAACUCCUGCAAGGCCUGAAUUUACUCCGCCAACACCAUGAACUUUGUGAUGUCAUCCUUCGGGUUGGAGAUGUCAAGAUCCAUGCCCAUAAAGUUGUGCUUGCUAGUAUCAGUCCAUAUUUCAAAGCCAUGUUCAGUGGAAAUCUCUCUGAAAAAGAAAACUCAGAAGUAGAAUUCCAGUGCAUUGCAGAAGCAGCUCUGCAGGCCAUAGUGGAAUAUGCCUAUACUGGGACUGUAUUCAUAUCACAGGACACCGUGGAAUCACUUCUGCCUGCUGCCAAUCUCUUGCAAAUCAAGCUUGUGCUGAAAGAAUGUUGUACCUUUUUAGAAAGCCAGCUGGAUCCUGGCAAUUGUAUUGGUAUCUCCCGUUUUGCAGAGACAUAUGGCUGUCAUGAUCUGUACUCGGCUGCCAAUAAAUAUAUUUGUCAGAACUUUGAAGAUGUUUGUCAAACAGAAGAGUUCUUUGAACUUACCCAUUCUGAGCUGGAUGAAAUUGUUUCCAAUGACUGUUUGAAUGUGGUUACAGAGGAAAUGGUUUUUUAUGCACUGGAAUCUUGGAUCAAAUAUGAUGUGCAGGAGCGUCAGAAAUUUCUGGCGCAGCUACUUCAUUGUGUACGGUUGCCUCUGUUGAGUGUUAAAUUUCUCACAAGACUUUAUGAAGCCAAUCAUCUCAUUCGUGAUGACCAUACCUGUAAACACCUGUUGAAUGAAGCCCUGAAGUACCAUUUCAUGCCUGAACACAGGCUUUCGUAUCAGACUGUACUAACUACACGUCCUCGCUGCCCUCCUAAAGUGCUCUGUGCAGUGGGGGGGAAAGCUGGACUCUUUGCUUGUUUGGAAAGUGUUGAAAUGUAUUUUCCUAAGAAUGACUCUUGGAUAGGCUUAGCACCUCUGAGUGUUCCUCGCUAUGAAUUUGGAAUCUGUGCCCUUGAUCAGAAAAUCUAUGUAAUAGGAGGAAUUGCAACCCACAUGUGUCAAGGCAUCAAUUAUCGGAAACAUGAAAGCUCUGUGGAAUGCUGGGACCCUGAUACAAAUACUUGGACAUCAAUUGAGAGUAUGAAUGAGAGUCGAAGUACUCUGGGUGUAACAGUUUUGUCACGAGAAAUCUAUGCCUUGGGAGGUUAUGAUGGGCAGUCCUAUCUUCAAUCAGUGGAGAAGUAUAUUCCAAAGGUGAAGGAGUGGCAGCCUGUUGCACCAAUGAACAAAACUAGGAGUUGCUUUGCUGCAGCUGUUUUAGAUGGAAUGAUUUAUGCCAUUGGGGGCUAUGGUCCAGCUCAUAUGAACAGCGUGGAACGUUAUGAUCCCAACAAGGACUCCUGGGAAGCAGUUGCACCAAUGGCAGACAAGAGAAUAAACUUUGGUGUUGGGGUUAUGCUAGGCUUCAUUUUUGUAGUUGGAGGGCACAAUGGUGUUUCUCACUUGUCCAGCAUUGAGCGGUAUGAUCCACACCAAAACCAAUGGACUGUUUGUCAUCCAAUGAAGGAACCCCGAACUGGAGUUGGUGCAGCUGUAAUUGAUACAUAUCUUUAUGUAGUUGGUGGACACUCAGGUUCGUCCUAUCUUAAUACUGUACAGAAAUAUGACCCUAUAGCUGAUAAAUGGCUGGACACUGCCGGUAUGAUGUACUGCCGUUGUAAUUUUGGCUUGACUGCACUUUGAAUAAUACAUUUGAGGAUGCAAGUAGCACUGAAGAUGCCUGAGCUGUACAAAGCAGAAGCUGUAUUUCUUCAAGAUGGGAGAAAGGAGAGAUGACUUAAUUGUAAUGCAAACAGGUGAACCCCAAACAAGAAUUGGAUAUUGUUGAUAGGAAAGAAAUGGAAG